Molecule: messenger RNA, 8586 nt
Organism: Acinonyx jubatus (cheetah)
Lineage: Eukaryota; Metazoa; Chordata; Mammalia; Carnivora; Felidae
Gene: THSD4
Product: thrombospondin type 1 domain containing 4
Exons: 12
Coding region: 1649-3622 (657 amino acids)
Biological process (GO): extracellular matrix organization
Cellular component (GO): extracellular matrix
Molecular function (GO): metalloendopeptidase activity
Source: RefSeq, a predicted model, not a curated record
AUGAGAAGGAGGAAGAAGAGGAGGAGGGAGAAGAGAAGAAAUUCCAUCCUUCCUUUGUCUAACUGGAGAUACUAUCUCCAACGUACUCUCUGUUUCUUCUAGCCUUGGAAAAAGGGAUUCUAAGUCCCUUCACCCAACCCCCCAAAAAACUCCCCACUAGUAAUUUGUCACGUGACUAGUGAUAGAUAAUAAAUGUUCUGAGGUGAUUACAAACUACAGUUGGUUUGAAGUUUCCUAAUGAAUGCAAGAAAAUGUCCACAACCUGAGUUAAUUUCCUUUCUGGGACUGAAUGUCGAUAUUUAUUUCAGAUCAAAGAGAAAGCUGAUGUCUUCAGCCCUUACUGUGCAUCAGGAGCUGUGCCAAGUUUGGGGCCUAGGUGAUCUCAUGGAUAGUCAUCAAAACCAUCAGGUGGCCUUUCCCCAUUUCAGAGGUGGGGCGGCUGGGGCUCACUGGACUCAAAUACCCUCCCACAGACCCCCCAGGGAGUUAGUGGUAGACCUGGGGUUUGAACUGACAUCUCCCUGGUUCCAGGGCCCAGGCUGUUCCACCGCAUCAGAAUGCACUCUUGUGACCAUGCUAAGCAGAAUCUAAUACUUGGUGGGUUCUCAACCUAUUUUAAACAAUGAGCCAUUAGUUCAUAGUAACAGGCCACUUCGGGUGUGUCGCAAGGAGACCGUAGGCUUUUGCAAGACCCACUGCCCAGCCUGCUCCCAUGCUCCCUCUGUCCCCAAGCCCCACGUUGAUGGUCAAGCUGAUGCUUGCUACCCAGAGGUAUUUCUCGAAAACCAUCACGCUUUUCCGUGCUCUCUGCCAGUGCCGUCUAGCACCUGGGCUUCAUUAUUCCCACCUUACCAUUUAUUUUUACACAGUCUGUAAGAAUUCCUCAAGCUCUUGGUUGGGCACAGUGCCCCAGGGAGAUCGCAAGAGGGGGACAGAGUGGCUUCUUCAGUUCCCAUCCGUUCGUGCCCCUAUGGUCAGUGCACGAACACACAGCACCCUUAUGACGUGUUUCCCCUUCGAGGCUGCCCUCGAUAACACAGCCAGCCUUGGACUGCCUGGAUUCCUGCAGCCUUCAAAUCAGAACCAAAAGGGAAUUCCGAGGUCAUCUACCCAACCCUUGAUCAUACCGGGAGGAAAACCAACCGAGGCCCAGAAUGGGUUGACAGUGUACCCAGGCAGACAGCUUGUCGGUCGGCAGCGGACCCCGGACCGGGAAGGCUUCAGGUCUCCCAGCUCACGGCUGUAGAGCUCCCUGCCGCCUGAUGAAGCAGGGGUCUUCCCCCUGCGUGCGGAGUGCUUACCUUGGGGCCCUUUUCAUGAAUGAGACCAGAUGCAGAACUCCACAUUGAUCAUUUCUGUCCCUCCCCUUUCUGCUUUCUGUUAAAGGCAGCCCCCCAGCUCCCAGCUGGCUCCUGUCCCCUCCCCCAGCCGGGAGAAGUUAUUACAUGAAGAGAUCAGCUUACCAGUUUUCUUCAGAGCAGAGGCUGAGCUCGGAGCUCCGGGUAGUACAGUGAGGGAGAGCAGAGGGAACCAGCGCAGUGCCUAGCGGAACUCCAGGGCUGGAAUCCCGAGACACAAGUGCAUCUGCUAGCUGUUAGCACUUGGCAGACGGAGUUCUCCUCUAGGGUGGUUCUAACUUUGGGUAAUAAUGUUUGUCAGCUACCUGAUAUUAACACUGCUCCACGUUCAAACAGCAGUGUUAGCAAGACCUGGGGGAGAGAGCAUUGGCUGUGACGACUACUUAGGCUCCGACAAAGUUGUGGACAAAUGCGGGGUGUGUGGAGGCGAUAACACAGGCUGUCAGGUUGUGUCAGGCGUGUUCAAGCAUGCCCUCACGAGCCUGGGCUACCACCGAGUUGUCGAGAUUCCCCAAGGAGCCACCAAAAUCAACAUCACCGAGAUGUACAAGAGCAACAACUAUUUGGCUUUGCGAAGUCGUUCUGGCCGCUCCAUCAUCAACGGGAACUGGGCAAUUGACCGGCCAGGAAAAUACGAAGGCGGAGGGACCAUGUUCACCUACAAGCGUCCAAAUGAGAUUUCCAGCACCGCUGGAGAAUCCUUUUUGGCCGAAGGCCCCACUAAUGAGAUCUUGGAUGUCUAUAUGAUACACCAGCAGCCUAAUCCGGGAGUCCACUAUGAGUAUGUCAUCAUGGGGACCAACGCCAUCAGCCCCCAGGUGCCUCCUCACAGGAGACCAGGGGAGCCCUUCAACGGCCAGCUGGUAACGAAUGGGAGGAGCCAGGAGGAGCGAGAAGAGAAAGAGAGGACCGAGGAGAAGGAAGGAGAUGGUGGGGCGCCUGAAGUAUUCACCUCAGGAUCAGCGCAGGCCUUCCCAGUCAGGCAUCCCGAUGGAUUUUCUCCCCAUCAACCGGACGAUUUGGUGCCGGCGGCACCACAGUCCCCACGGCGAAGCCGGGACCACAACUGGAAGCAGCUCGGGACCACAGAAUGCUCAACGAGUUGUGGGAAAGGAUCACAGUUCCCGAUUUUUCGCUGUGUACACAGAAACACCCACGAAGAGGUUCCCGAGAGCUACUGUGACUCCAGCAUGAAGCCGACCCCCGAGGAGGAACCCUGCAACAUCUUCCCUUGCCCAGCCUUCUGGGACAUCGGAGAGUGGUCUGAGUGCAGCAAGACCUGCGGCCUGGGCAUGCAGCAUCGCCAGGUUCUGUGCCGCCAGGUGUAUGCCAACCGCAGCCUGACGGUGCAGCCCUACCGCUGCCAGCACCUGGAGAAGCCCGAGACCACCAGCACCUGCCAGCUCAAGAUCUGCAGCGAGUGGCAGAUCCGGACAGACUGGACCUCGUGCUCAGUGCCCUGUGGGGUGGGACAGAGGACUCGAGACGUGAAGUGUGUGAGCAACAUCGGGGACGUGGUUGAUGAUGAGGAGUGCAACAUGAAGCUGCGGCCCAACGACAUUGAGAAUUGCGACAUGGGGCCCUGCGCGAAGAGCUGGUUCCUCACCGAGUGGGGGGAAAGGUGCUCAGCGGAGUGUGGGGCUGGAGUGCGGACACGCUCAGUGGUGUGCAUGACCAACCACGUCAGCAGCCUGCCCCUGGAGGGCUGUGGGAACAACCGGCCAGCGGAGGCCACCCCGUGUGACAAUGGGCCCUGCACCGGCAAGGUGGAGUGGUUUGCGGGGAGCUGGAGCCAGUGUUCCAUCGAGUGUGGGAGCGGGACCCAACAGAGGGAGGUGAUUUGUGUUAGGAAGAACGUAGACACCUUUGAAGUGUUGGACCCAUAUGAAUGUUCCUUCCUGGAAAGACCCCCCAGCCGGCAGUCAUGUCACCUCAAGCCUUGUGGGGCCAAAUGGUUUAGCACAGAAUGGAGCAUGUGCUCCAAGAGCUGCCAGGGUGGCUUCCGGGUCCGGGAAGUGCGCUGCCUGUCAGAUGACAUGACCCUAAGCAAUCUCUGUGACCCUCAGUUGAAACCAGAAGAGAAAGAAUCUUGUAACCCUCAGGACUGUGUCCCUGAAGUUGAUGAAAACUGCAAGGACAGGUACUACAACUGCAACGUGGUGGUCCAGGCGCGACUGUGUGUCUACAACUACUACAAGACGGCCUGCUGUGCCUCCUGCACGCGUGUGGCCAACAGGCACCCGGGCUUCCUGGGGAGCAGAUAACACGCCCGCCCCGCGGCAGUCGGGCGGUCGGGGAGUCUGUCGGCGGUGGGACUGGCUGGCCGCUGCUCCGCCAGAGGCUUCCAGGCCGCCAGCCAGCGUCAUCACCACCCCACCUUCGGCAAAGCGGACACGUCGUGCCCAGGAGCCAAGCCACGGUUGUCCUUUAGCAUCACCAUAAACUGAUGAUCCCUCCUUGGGAAACCUGGCACCUGGUAAGGUGCCAUCUGAAAACCACGCAGUGGGGGGCGGGGUGCGUGUAGCUCUCAGUCAACUCCCGUGCCAGCACUUUCUAAGUCACUGGAGGGGCGCUGCCUCGUCCAUGGUGCUACUGCCCUUUUCAAUAUCGGGGCCCCUUGGAGAGUCAGAAGAGGCAGCUCCCACCCCGGAGCCCCACCAAGCCUUGCUGAGACGCCUGCUUCCCACUGUUACCUCAGCCUGGCUGUGCCUAUUUUUAUUCUCAAAGACAUUAGGCUUUUUCCUGCCUUAUGACACAAAUAUCUCAUGUCAAUAUAGUGCUUUAUUGUUUCACAGGUGUAUUCACAGGUACUAGAUCAUUAGCGGCCCACGAAGCCCCAGAAUGGAAGCCAGGGAAUGAAUCAUCAUCCCCAUUUUACUGACAAGGAAACUGAGGCUCAAUUUGUGUAACUGACCUGCCAGGUACAUUCACCCGUUCGGUGGCAGAGUUGAGUCCGACCCCUGUCAUCUGACCAUAAAACUCACCCCAAGGCCUGCCCAGAAGCCUUAGGUCUACAGAACAUGGCUUCAUUUCAGACCAAGUGACUGAGAAAUUUCCCCGCUCAGCAAACAAAACCCAGUUUCUGAAUUCUUUCCUCUGGCCAAAGGUCAAGACUGUAUCCACUGCACUCUGUUGUUUCCAAAGUCUGUUUCUGUUUGUCCCUUACCUGACAAAGUCACAGAUCCUCAUUACAGGACCCUGUGCAGGUUUUGUUAAACCCCGUCCUUAACGGAAUUGUCCAUGAGGCAAGAAAGUCAAUGGGGUAGCAAGGUGAUGCCUGAAAUUCUGAGUGCAUUCCCCAGUGAUAUGUGCCCUCCCCCCCGCCCGCAAGGAACUGCACACCAGGGUCCCUUUGGCCACAGAGCCCUUGUUUCCUAUCUCUGGGCUCUGGGCUUUCCCUCCUUUCACAGUCACUUCUGGGAUGUUCACCACACAUCACCCAGUGGAGAGUCUAACCAACGUGUCUCAGCAUAAAACCUGUGUUUAUAUUAGAAAGAGUCUCCCUUUGGUUUUUCCAGUUUGAUUUCUGGGUUUCUGUUUUGACUUCCCAUCCCUCCCUCCCACUGUGACUCACAACCUAUACGCACCAUCCCAGACUUGAGCACUAAGAUCUGCAUUCAUACAGCAGCCAGGAAGAGUCUCCUUCAGUGGGCUCCUUCAGUGACGGCCGCAGUGGCAGGAUCCUCCCCGAUGCCCUUCACCUGACUCUGCAGUUCUAGAGGCCUCGGGCUGCAAGGGAGAUGCAGUGCAUAGAGAAAGGUAAACCACCUGAAAAGCCAAUUAAAAAAAAAAAAAAAUAUAUAUAUAUAUAUAUAUAUGGUUGACCCUUGAACAGUUAGGGAGCUUAGGCUGCCAGCCACCCUCGGUGCAGUCAAAAAUCCUUGUGUAGCCUUUGAUUCCCCAAAAACUCAACUACUAACAGCCUGUCAUUGACUGGAAGCCUUACCCAUGAUGCAAUCAACGCAUAUUUUUACGUGUAUUAUGUAUUAUAUACUAUAUUCUUACAAUAAGGUAAGCUAGAGAAAAGAAAAUGUCAUUUAGAAGAAUCACAAGAGCAGCACCUCUGUGGCUCAGUGGGUUAAGAUUCCAACUUCAGCUCAGGUUGUGAUCUCACAGCUCAUGGGUUCAAGCCCCACAUCGGGCUCUGUGCUGACAGCUCAGAGCCUGCAGCCUGCUUUGGGUUCUGUGUCUCCCUCUCUCUCUGCCCCUCCCCUACUCGUUCUCCCUCUCUCUCUCUCUCUCUCUUUCUCUGUCUCUCUCUCUCUCAAAAUUAAACCCUAAAAAAUGUUUAAAGAAAGAAAAGAAAAAUCACAAGAAAGAAAAAAUACAUUUACAAUACUGUAUGGUAUUUAUCGGAAAGAAAAAUCUCUGUAUAAGCGGACCCAUGCAAUUCAAACCCAUGUUGUUCAAGGGUUUUAUAUUCUUUCACCAAUUAAGAAAAACUUCAGGCUUAAACAAACCGUAAUCUUAUAGAAAAUCUGUCUUAUUUAGUACCGUGGUCCUGGGCUUAUUUCCCUUUCAAAGCAAACCUGGAUUCUCAGUAACUGAGUUUCUCCCAUGAGCCCUUUAACCCAAAAAUCUGCUAAUUUGACGGUCACUUAAAGCUUUUGGAAACAGUGUGGCCAGCUCACUCUGUCACACUGUGUUCAGUUGCCACUACCCCUGGGCUUUCAGAAAUUCUGUGUGAUCUUUCGUUGGGUCUUAUUCUCUUCUUGGAGAGCCCAGCCGCCAUUUUGUAAAAGCACACCCAUCUCUCCUCAUCUCCACACAGUGUAACUCGUGCAAUGAGCUGAUGGGCAGAGACCCCGGUUCCCAUGCCCGCCAAGCAGAGCAGGACCAGAGAAGCCAAGCAUUCGGGUGGUUUCUGUCCAGAGCCCUCUCUCUCCCUGUCACCACCUACUUUUGCAUUUUGUCACAAGAGAAGGGUUGCCUUCAUGCAGCUGCUCUCAGACCUUGCGGAACAAGCCCCCGAUUGGAAGGGUCCCUUGGAGGAAGCUUUCUUUACAUGCUGGAGGGUGGAGGGCAAGAUCAGUGGGUCAAAGAGCAGAAAGGCUGAUUUCACUCAAAUUGAGGGGAAACCUUGGAGCCAUCCAGGCUGCCCCGCAGAGGUCUGGACCACCCUACAUGGGCGAUGUGCCGUCCCAACAGGGAUUCCUUCAUCAAGCAAGUCACCACCCCAGGGUGGUCCAACUCUAGAUUCUCAUGACUGGCUGCGUCAAUGCUGGCUUUGUCUCUUUGACAUCUCUUUGGUGUCCUGGGGCCCCCAAACGUUACAUAACAGCUGUGCUAGGGACCGUGAUCUUCCUGUGAGAAUGGCCAUCCUGCCUCUGGCGGAAUUGAGUAGGCGCAAAUGGGCCCGUCCUUUGUCUUCAGGGAGAAAACGUACCUAAACUAAGCGUCUUUUUUCUUUUCCAACAAAUAGUUGAGCUGUUCUUGGAAUUCAUUUAUCUCUGGAAAGGUUAUAAGUUCCUAGAACAGGGGGUUCCGCGGCUUAUUUGUCUUUGAAGUCCAGUUUUCGCUCAUUUCCUGGUUUAUUGCAUCAACACCUGAAUGCCUUUGUCCUUGGCACAACACAUAUGAUAAGGUCCCUCAGUGUUUCCAGCGAUAAAGUUCCUGGAGGGGGUCAGAGGAAAGCUCACCUUUUGAUGACUCUCCCCGCAGAUGGGUCUCUUUCUCCCUUUCCUGGCACUCCCUUAUUUCACCCUCCUUCUCCCAUUAUCUGCCGGCUCCUUCUCCGCCCACUCAUGUUCCCUCAACCGGGCACGUGCAGAAUUGAAAGUUCCGUUUUAAUUCUGCUUUUCUUCUUCCUGUGUACUGAAUCGCCUCGUUCCCUGCCCUGACUUUUAAAAUUAGACGAAUCGAAGAUGUUCUAUGUUUUUCUCACAAAAGCCAACACUCUCCAAACAGAAGGAGUUUGCUAUUUUACUUCACUCAUUAGAAAAGGAAAGUGUUUUCCGUGCAGUCCAGGCAAAGGACAUUCAAUGCACUCCAGUCUCCCACCUUCACGCUCAGAUUCCCCCACCCCAGAAUAGCAUGAGAGACACUAAAGAAAGCUUGUCAGCCUGGCCACUAGGUGGAGACAGGAGUCAGCUGAGCACUUUACAGGUGCGUCUGGGCCACUGCCCUCACGCUAGUAAGGAAACCAAGAGAAGUGAGGCUUGUCCCCACCCUCGAGGAGCGACACUGCUGGCAGGAGCUCUCAGGACUGUCCCCAUCUGUCCCUUUUCCCCUUGCCUCUCUGCUCAGGGCUCUUGGAAUGUUGUGACUGCUUCAUUUCCUUGAGUGCAUGUCAUCCGCUUAUCCUCAAAGUCUUUAGCAUUUGACACUUGCCUUUGAAAAGAAUGGCCUUGGGGCACCUGGGUGGUUCAGUUGGUUAAGCGUCCAACUUCUGCUUUGGUCAUGAUCUAGCAGUUGGUGGGUUCGAGCCCCGCAUCGGGCUCUGUGCUGACAGCUCAGAACCUGGAGCCUGCUUCUGAUUCUAUGUCUCCCUCUCUCUCUGCCUCUCCCCUGCUCACACUCUGUCCUCUCUUUCAAUGUUUAAAUAAACAUUAAAAAAAAAACUUUUUUAAAGAACGGCCUUACCAAGGAGGUGAACAAUGGGUGGGAGAUACUAAGUUUAUUCUCAUCAAGUUGUGUGACAGAGAGAGAAAUCCGGAUAGGACUAGUACCUUUCUAAACCAGUGGCUCUCCUUUUUUUUUUUUUUUUUAAUACAGCCAUUUUAGAAUUUGAAUAUUGGUUUUCUAGUGUAGAAGGUAUAAAUAUAAGCGAUAAAAAGAUAGAUGUCUUUCCUUAAAACAGAUUGAAUAAUCAAACCUGAAGGAACCUGUAUCAGUCUGGCAGGUGGAGGCCAACAUCUGACCCUUGCCAUAUCUUUAAAUGGCUUUGAUGGGAAGUUGGACACCUUACUGAUGAAAUUGGUAGAUGACAUGAAAUUGGUGACAGUGACAGGCUCGGGAUCCAAAGAGAUCUGGGAGACUAGAACAAAACCCGGAUCUUAGGAAUUCACGAGGAAGCAGCAUAAGUCUACCUUGGGAUUAAAAAAAAAACAAAACAAAACUAGACUGGGGUGCCUGGGUGGCUCAGUCAGCUCUUGAUUUUGGCUCAGGUUCCAGUCUCUUGGUUCCUGAGUUAGAUCCCCAUGUUAGGCUCGGAUUUUCUCUCUCUCUCCCUCUCUCUCUACCUCUUUCUCUCCCUCUUUCUGAAAAUAAAUGAGUAAACUUUAAAAAA